GAAGGUUCUAAAAUACUGAAAGACAAAGAAAUGGAAAAAGAAAAGAAAAAAGAAUUUGGUAUUGAUGAGAAAAAGAACAGCGAAUUAUUGAAGCCAGAACCAAAAUUAUCUAUGGAAAAAGAUGAUAAUGUUAUGGAAAAUGGUGUUGAACUAAAAGAGCAGGAUGAUAUGCUAAAAGCUGUAGAAAUGGUUAAUAAGGAAAAAUCAGUAGAUACUAUGAGUCUUGAGAGUGGGAAGAAAAAAGUAACUGAUAGUAAAAUAGCAACUAAAGCAAUUGGAAAAGACAUGGAUGUUCAACUUGAAAUGAAACAAAGCGAAGCGGGUAAGAAGGAAAAUGAGUUUGUCCAUAUUCUUCAAGCAGACAAGUCACUGAAUACACCGAAGGAAUCUGAGAUUAAAAUAGUUAAAGUAGAGAUGAAAGAAAAUGAAAUGUUUCCAGGAAUUGUAGAAGAGAAAAUGGAAAUUGGUGAAGGAAAAGACUCGAAAAUGUCGGAACUCGAACUUUCAAUGAGAAUGAAAGGAGAUGCGGCCAUUGAAGGCGUGAUAGGUGAAAGUAAAAGUGAUUCAUCUAAGGACAUGUUAGACAGAAAGAAUAUGAAAGAACUAGUAAAAGACACUUUGUUGGUAGGUACCUCGAUUACAGUAUUGAAUGAAGAGAAGAUGAAAGAAGACAAAAUAAAAAUGACUAAUGAUAUGACUUCAAAUACUGAAAUGAAAAUGAUCGGACAAGAAAAGAAUAAGGGUGAAAUGACAGAACGCAAUGAAGAAAAGAUGAAAGAAGAUAAAAUGAAUAUGAAUGAUGAUAUGGCUUCAAAUACUGAAAUGAAAAUGAUCGGACAAGAAAAGAAUAAAAUGCUUAAAGGUGAAAUGACAGAACUGAAAGAAAAAGAGAUGAAAGAAGAUAAAAUGAAUAUGAAUGAUGAUAUGGCUUCAAAUACUGAAAUGAAAAUGAUCGGAAAAGAAAAGAAUAAAAUGCUUAAAGGUGAAAUGAGCGUAGAAGCUGAGUUAGAAAUGAGUGGGGAAAAGAAGAAACUGGAAAUGAAUGAAAAUUUCAAAGAAUCAGGGAAAAGGGAUAUGCAAUUAGAUAAACCUGGAGUGGAGAUGGAAAGAGGAGUCUUUUUUCAAGAUUCAGUUGAGGAUCGACUUCCUAUUGAACCUUUUAUCAUAAAAAUGAGCGAUGAAGAAAGGAAAAAAUGGGAAAAAGCUGAAGUAAUUGACGAAUCUACAGCAAGCAAAGAGAUAUUUCACAAAAACUUGGAUGAAGAGUCCUCUGAAUUUAUAGAGAAAAGAUUGAAACCUGACAAAGAAAUUAUUGUUCCUACAAAAACGGGCAGUGAGGAAAAUGAAAAGGACAGCUUAGAACCAAAGCAAGAUAUGAGGCCGACGAUCAUCGUCGCUGAUGUUGAAAAGAAAAAUGUAGAAAAUGGAAUGGCAAUGCUAGCAAGUACAAAUAAACAAAAGGACAUCAGCUCUGCAGAGGGAGUUAUGUUUUUAGAUGAAAAAAAGAAAAUGACAGACAAAAGUGAAGUACAUCAAAUGUCCAAAAGUAAAAUUUUGAAAAAGAAGAAGAAAUGCAAAUGCGAAGACAGCGAAUCUGACAGUGAGGAAGAUUGAUCACUAUCAAGCACUUUUCAAAAUCAUCAGUAGAAGUGGAAGUAACGAAAGUGUGUACAGACUUCCAAUCCAGUAAUCAAUGCCGACAAUGAGAACUUUUUCAUUGCAAAGCAAACGUGAUAUCCAAAAUUAUUUGACAUGC
Uloborus diversus is the source of this 1756-nucleotide messenger RNA. RefSeq names its product titin homolog. Bases 31 to 1614 code for a protein of 527 amino acids. The record is from RefSeq and is a predicted model, not a curated record. The transcript has 3 exons. NCBI's taxonomy places the organism in Eukaryota, Metazoa, Arthropoda, Arachnida, Araneae, Uloboridae.